AUGUCGAGAACAGUUUCAGCUGCGGCACAGCCGGGCCAGUCUUCAUUCGUUCCCUCACGCGUUCUCGAGGAAGCCGUGUCGCGCUUCAAUUAUCCGGCUCAAUUUGCCGGCCCGCCUCGAAUCCUCACCUUCCAGCCGUUGGAAAUCCUCUUGCCCUUUCAACCUGCGAACGACAACACCCCAGAUACCACGGACCCACAUAUCUUAACAGAUCUAAGUGACUAA
This is a messenger RNA of Paracoccidioides lutzii Pb01, 225 nucleotides long. RefSeq lists its product as hypothetical. The coding region runs from base 1 to 225 and encodes 74 amino acids. The record is from RefSeq and is a predicted model, not a curated record. The transcript has 2 exons.